Morone saxatilis (striped sea-bass) is the source of this 938-nucleotide messenger RNA. RefSeq lists its product as uncharacterized. The coding region runs from base 205 to 717 and encodes 170 amino acids. NCBI's taxonomy places the organism in Eukaryota, Metazoa, Chordata, Actinopteri, Moronidae. Gene Ontology annotation, cellular component: chromosome. The transcript is spliced from 5 exons. Gene Ontology annotation, biological process: synaptonemal complex assembly; reciprocal meiotic recombination. The record is from RefSeq and is a predicted model, not a curated record.
UCGUUAGAUGAAACCGCAGCGGCCUCUCGUGGCUUCCUCACUAAACUGACGCUCGUGCUGCGUCAAGAUACAGAGGCGGUUGUCUCGUGCGAACGCACCGCGAGGACGGUAUCGAUACCACGAGCCGAAAUCAGUUUGAGGGUCUCACUAUCAGCACUAUCUCACUAUCAGCACUAUCUCACUAUCUGCGCUGUUCAUUUGGAAAUGGCGACAGAAACGACUUCUCAGUGGAAAACAACAGUUAUCGUGAGCACAUCACUCCAGAACCAUGAUACAACCAGGAUGCUCAGCGCGCAGCUGCACCGAAUCAGGUUUUCAGACAGUGUUGAGUCCGGAGCGUUUAUAUUUCCUCUGUCAGGUACUGCAUUUCUGUUGGUUGACCCUGAAGACGUCCCAGGGGGUUUUGAGGAAUCUGGACUCAUUGAGAGGAUAAAGAAGUUUGUGCAAGUACACCGGAACAGCUUUCUACUUCUGCACGCCCCAUUCAAUGGGACAAAGGAACUGGAAAUAUUGACUUUGAUUCAACAAAGAUUCUUUGGCAGCAACCUCCGGAUCCUGCCUGUGCGAAACAACACUGAGAUUGUCCAGGGAAUGUUGACAAUUGCAAAGGCCACCAGUAAGCCCCUUGUAGAGAGCAUCCGGGACCGGAUGUCUCUGGCUCGGGCUCACGUCAUUGAGAGCAGUCCUGUGUGGGAAAUGCUAAGAGACAUUCUGUAAAGCUCAGCAGGUGAUCCAGCAUGUUUUCACAAACACCUCUGUUGCUUUUAUUUGAUGAAAACCCGUACAAGCCUUACUUGUUGAAUACAAAAAGCAAUAAUAUAGUAGCACAGUUUGUUAAAUUUUGAACAACAACUUUGCCAUAGAAAAAAUCACACUUUAUUUAUUAAAUGCAAUGUUUUUUAUCAGUAAAACAGCAAAUAAAAUAAAACACUGUUUAG